This is a messenger RNA of Harpia harpyja (harpy eagle), 1152 nucleotides long. It is a transcript of the gene LDLRAD1, whose product is annotated as low density lipoprotein receptor class A domain containing 1. Lineage: Eukaryota; Metazoa; Chordata; Aves; Accipitriformes; Accipitridae. Gene Ontology annotation, molecular function: protein binding. The transcript has 6 exons. Bases 1 to 876 code for a protein of 291 amino acids. The record is from RefSeq and is a predicted model, not a curated record.
AUGCCUGUGCUUGUUGCCCAAGCCGGGAAGCUAUUCCAGAUGGUUGUAUCCUGCACAGCUCUGCUGACAUCUGAUCAUCUUGUGGGAGUCUGGGCUGAUGCUGCUACGAGGUCAGCAUCUCAGCUCUGUCUUGGGAAGGAGAGAAAUGGUGAUGUAGUUACUUUGGAUUCAACGAAGUCCUUCUCUGGAGAAAGAGCCCCCCGCCAGUGCAAAGCUCCCGAAACAUCACCCUCGCGGCUCCGUGCCGUUCCCUUCCAAAACACCCCCGAUGCCGCACAGCCCCGCCGGACCCUUCCCCAGCCCCUCACCUCUCACUCUUGCCUCCCAGCAGACCGCUGCCGGCCACGCAGCGCCCGCGCGGGCUGCACGCGGAGGCACGUCUGCGUCUCUGCCGUGGCACUGCUCGUCCUCGCUGCCGCCGUGGGCUCGGCGGUGGCACUGGGACUCCUGCUACGCCCGCCAGUGAACCGCUUCUGUGCAGCCUCCAAUAACCGGACAGGCUUUUUGUGCGACGACAGAGCGACCUGCAUCCCGGCCAGCCAGGUCUGUGACAGACUCAGCAACUGCAGGAGCGGAGAGGAUGAGCAGGAGAAACUCUGUGGUGACUUGCCCCGCAGCCUUCCGGGAUACCUGGUUUUCCGCUGCAGUAACCCCGCAUACUGGGUCUAUGCUGAUCAGAGGUGUAACGGGAUGAACGACUGCGGAGACUGCUCGGACGAGAUGGGGAGCUUGGCCGCCUGCCCGCCGUGCGGGUCGGAGUGGUGGAGCUGCAGCCCUGUGCUCUACGAGUACUGCUCCUGCGUCCCCAGGAGGCUGUGCCGGGACGGCGUCCAGCACUGCCUCAGCUGGUCUGAUGAGUAUAUCUGCAGACCGUGAAGUCUUGGCGCCCAGCAGCGCUGGAGACAGCAGGGUGCUUCCUGCAUCGUCACCUUGAAGCCUCGGUGUCCUCCUCCUCUGCCACCCGCUUGGGAAGCUCCAAGCCAAGCAAAUCCUCAGCAGCAGCGCGCUGUCCGCCGCGCAGCGACGCUGAACGGGGACAAAGCGCGUACGGCAGCCCAUGCUGCAGGCUAGAUGCUGGCUGUGGGACACCUUCAAGGGUUCUCCUGCCACGUGAGGGUGAGCCCUUUCCACGUGGGCAGAGCACUGUCUUGC